ACUCUGCUCCAGAAAUUUUGAGCGCAUUGAGAGAGAUGAAGAAGAAAGGGAAUCACAGGUCCUCAGUAGCGGAGCUUCUGGAAAUGCCAUUGCCAAAGGCAGCUUCUCCUCCUCCUCCUUCUCGUACAAACGAGUCUCCGAAAUCUAGUAUUUUCAUCAGCAGCAAGAACACGCUCUCUGCAUCGAAGUUCAAGAAGGACAAGUCGCUGCCUACUGCUCUCAACUCCCUAAGCAGCGUCUCCGAUCUUAAGGACCUCGCCUCUUCACACCUCGACGAUCUCAAGCGUCACAUCGAUCGCUCUCACUCCGAGAUCCUUAAGGAGCUCGACUCUUCCCAGUCUCGCCUCCACAAGCGCUUCAAGAUUCAGACUCAAUCAUGCCAACGAUUGAUGGAUGAAUCAGAGAAGGAAUACAAGAAGAUGUCAGAAAGGAUCAGUGAAAGUCGGGAAGCAAUGAAGGCUUCAUAUGGAGAGUUCAUUGCAGAUGCACAGGGCAGCGCAUCUCGUGCGUGCAAAACAUCCAUCACUGAGCUUUCACAAUCCUGUGAGAAAGCAAUUGAUGUUCUCCGAAGCCGAUUUGGGAUUCCAUCAACUUAGCCAUCACUUGUCCAUGCCCCCCUCAGUAACUGAAGUUUUUAGCAUUCUUCACCAGAUGCCAAAGGGGAUAAAGCGAUAGCCACAAUCCAAACAAAAAUGACAUUUUUAGCAAAACAAGUCUCCAUUUCUCAACAGAUUCUGAUUGAUGCAACUAC
This is a messenger RNA of Alnus glutinosa, 751 nucleotides long. RefSeq lists its product as uncharacterized. The transcript is spliced from 5 exons. The record is from RefSeq and is a predicted model, not a curated record. The coding region runs from base 36 to 596 and encodes 186 amino acids. Lineage: Eukaryota; Viridiplantae; Streptophyta; Magnoliopsida; Fagales; Betulaceae.